AUGGAUAUUAGAAGGAGGAACACUCAAAAAUACAGCUUUAGAUGUCCCGAUCUCAUGGAAUUAAGGAAGCUAGCAUCUUUUGUGGAUGAUCCUAAGGGUUUAAGAGACCAUUUUGGAAGACUUUUAUUUGUGUUAUCUACUGAUUUUGAGGAUGGUCUUCUCUGUACUUUGGUUCAAUUUUAUGAUCAUGUCUACCGGUGUUUCACUUUCCCGGAUUAUCAGUUGUUGCCCACAGUGGAAGAGUAUGCUUACCUUUUGGGUAUACCAGUUUCUGAUAGUCUUCCUUUUAGUGGGGUGGAAGUAAUUCUUGAAUCUCGGGUUGUUGCCGAAGCCAUUCAUCUGAGGAAGUCUGACAUAGAUGCCAAUCUCAUUAUCAAAGGGGGUAUCAGAGAGUUGACUUCGAAGAAUCCGGUUCCAACUCUACUCGGCGAUGCUUAUUUCUUCAUUCAUCAUAGGACUUCUAAAGGGGGUGAAUGUAUUGUCUGUUGUGUGCCUUUACUGUAUAAGUGGUGUAUUUCACACUUGCCACAGUCUCCUACCUUCCAAGAAAAUAAGGAUUAUUUAAGGUGGUCUCAAAGACUUAUGUCUCUCACCAAUAACGAAAUUACUUGGUACUCUUCUGUUUACAAUGUCGUCGAGAUUAUUGAUAGUUAUGGGGAGUUAUCUAAUGUGCCUAUUCUUAGUACAUAA
Lathyrus oleraceus (garden pea) is the source of this 690-nucleotide messenger RNA. RefSeq lists its product as uncharacterized. The record is from RefSeq and is a predicted model, not a curated record. Lineage: Eukaryota; Viridiplantae; Streptophyta; Magnoliopsida; Fabales; Fabaceae. The transcript is spliced from 2 exons. Bases 1 to 690 code for a protein of 229 amino acids.